Bufo bufo (common toad) is the source of this 3311-nucleotide messenger RNA. RefSeq names its product transient receptor potential cation channel subfamily V member 1-like. The record is from RefSeq and is a predicted model, not a curated record. Gene Ontology annotation, cellular component: membrane. Lineage: Eukaryota; Metazoa; Chordata; Amphibia; Anura; Bufonidae. The transcript is spliced from 16 exons. Bases 410 to 2749 code for a protein of 779 amino acids. Gene Ontology annotation, molecular function: protein binding; calcium channel activity. Gene Ontology annotation, biological process: calcium ion import across plasma membrane.
UCCUGCAUCUACAGCUCAGUCUCUAAGAGAGAAGAAUCAGUGACCAGGGCUGAGCUGAAGAACACAGUGGAGACCUGUCAUCAGGAGGAUCGGGGGAGCAUUUUGCACUGAUGUUGCACUUGUAAAGCUACUGCCACUGAUGUGAGGGAUUAAUUAGUGGGAAAGCAGAACUUUGCUCUCAGGAAACAUGGAUAUUAUAUAAUCUAAGUGUGUGACUAUAGGCAAGGCUGCAAUAUGAAGCAAAAAGACACUGCUGCCAUUUCAGCACUGGAGAGUGAACAGUCAGUGGUUGGACAAUGAGGAUAAUGGAUUGAACUCCAGUGGAUGUUCUGUAUGUAUUAGCAGCAGAUGUGGAUUGCUUUUCUGCCAGGAUAAUUCUAGACAUAUUGCUGCACGUCUAGAAUACACCAUGUCUAAUUCGGACUCUGAAGACGCCGGCUCUCCUAGGCAUAGGUUCUCCUUAGAGGCUCAUGACAAGGACUCACUUGCUGCCUUUGAGAAAGGAGAAAAAGAUGGAAAGAGAGAAGCAAAACCUCCAAUGGAUUCAGCACUGCAGAAAGAAAAUGACAAUAUUCCUCCAAAUAUUGGCUUUAACCUUGAUUUUUUGGGGACAUUACAAGGAAAUGGUGGCAAAGCCCCCGACAUUGAUCCUAAAGAUGUCUACACAAGAGACAGGAUCUUUGCUGCGGUGACAAAUGAAGAUACUGAAGACCUAGCUGGACUAAAAAGCUAUCUGCAGAAAACCAUGAAGAAACUAACGAAUGCUGAAUUUACAGAUCCUGACACUGGAAAGACAUGUUUAUUAAAGGCUAUGUGGAAUUUAAGAAAUCGAAGAAAUGACACCAUCCCAAUUUUGCUGGAUGCUGCAAAGAACACGGGUCAUUUGGAAGAACUGGUUAAUGCACCAUAUACUAAUGACUAUUAUCAUGGACAGACAGCACUUCACAUUGCAAUAGAAAGAAGAAAUUUCCAUUUAGUGAAGCUUUUAAUGGAAAACAAGGCUGAUGUGCACGCAACGGCAGAUGGGCUGUUUUUCCAGCAGAAAAAGAAAGGCGUCAGUUUCUACUUUGGAGAACUCCCUCUCUCACUUGCUGCCUGCACUAAUCAGCCCAAUAUUGUGAACUAUCUCCUAAAUAAUCCACAUCGGAGAGCUGACUUGGCUGCCAAGGAUAGUCAUGGAAAUACAGUCCUGCAUGCUCUGGUCUUAGUGGCUGAUAACACUGAAGAGAAUACUGAGAUUAUUACCAAUAUGUAUGAUGACAUUCUGAAGAAGUCAGUCCAGAUUGAUCCACAGAAGAAACUUGAAGAACAGUAUAACAUAGAAGGACUUACUCCUAUGAAGCUGGCAGCAAAAUUGGGUAAAAUUGAGUUGUUAAAGCACAUAAUGCGGAGGGAGAUUGAAGAGCCAGAGUAUAGACAUUUGUCUCGGAAGUUUACAGAAUGGACAUAUGGCCCUGUUCACACUUCUCUGUAUGACAUCUCAUCUGUAGAUACACAUGAGCAAGACUCUGUUCUGGAAACCAUUGUAUUUAAGAGUAAUGCCUAUAACCGACAUAAAAUGAUAGUACUGGAACCCCUGAACCAUUUGCUGCAGGAGAAGUGGGACUGCUUUGCUGGAAAGAUAUUUUAUCUGAAGUUCUUGUUGUACAUUGUAUAUAUGAUUAUAUUCACAGCCACAGCUUACCACAGGCCUCUGGAAGGGCAGCCCCCCUUUCCACUACAAGGAACUGCCAAAGAUAAUGCACGUAUAGCUGGAGAAGUCUUCAUCAUGCUUGGCGGAGUUUACAUCUUCAUUUGCCAGAUCAUAUAUUUUUGGAAGAGACGACCAUCACUACAUAUAUUAAUGAUGGAUGGCUACUUUGAAAUCCUUUUUUUUCUUCAAGCAACCCUUCUUCUAUGCAGCGGCAUAAUCUACCUUGCAGGAAGCGAACUCUAUGUGCCUCUAAUGGUGUUUUCAUUGGUGAUUGGCUGGGUGGAUAUUUUAUUUUACACCCGUGGCUUCCAGCAGACUGGAAUAUACAGUGUGAUGAUUCAAAAGACGAUCCUGCGUGACAUGCUUCGCUUCCUGCUCGUCUACAUAGUUUUCCUCUUUGGUUUUGCAGCAGCGCUGGUAACACUUAUCAAUGAAGCACCACAAGAGGUAGCAAACAGCACCGAAGCUGGUGAAAAAGAAGCAGCGAGCUCAUAUUCUGGUCUUUACAUCACUUCCUUGGAGUUAUUCAAAUUUACCAUUGGCAUGGGAGAUCUGGAGUUUAACGAGAAUCUGAAGUUCAAGCACUUCUUCAUGUUCCUGCUCAUCCUGUAUGUGGUCCUCACAUACGUCCUCCUCCUUAACAUGCUCAUCGCCUUAAUGAGUGAAACUGUCAACAAAAUCUCUAGUGAGAGUAAGAACAUUUGGAAACUCCAGAGAGCUGCUACAAUAUUGGAUAUUGAAAGGUUCCUGCCAAGGUUCGUUAGGAAAAAACUGAGGUGCGGUCGCCGACUCACAGUGGGGAAAACACCUGAUGGAAAAACAGAUGAAAGAUGGUGUUUUAGGGUGGAGGAAAUGCAAUGGGGAUCAUUUGGGAAGAAUCAAUUCAAUCUUAAUGAAGAACCCGGUGACACAGAGAAAGCAAAACUGAAAUCAAUGUACAAACAACCCAAAGGGUGGAGCCACUGGGUUUCCAGAGUUCAAGAAAGAGCGCGUGAGGAGGAGCAAGUGCCAUUACAUUCUGUGUCCACAAGUCCAUCAGACGGGGAAAAAGUUUAAGAUCAAUGUCAUCCUAUAUUCAGUUUAUGUUUACCAAUGAUACAUCUCACUCAUAUUGACAAUGCACUAUGAUUGAAGAGAUAUUAAUGUACUUCAAAUGUUGGUUUCACAGAAGCAAUAUUGCAAAGAACUUUUCUGGGCCAUCUUCACUACAUUUAUACUUCCAGUAGAGAAUUCUAAAACAAAUAUCUUCUCUUAGAUUUCUUCUCCUCUUCCCCCAUCAUCACUGACCAUAACCAUUGCUAUAGGCAAAGAAGCAGAGUAAGUUGUUAGAAGCAUAACUCCCUCCAUCUGCCUCAUCAAGAGUUCCCUGCAGUCCUUGCAAUAUACGUAUCAGAUACUACAGCAGCUGGUGUAUGCACUUAACUUUCUCUCUCUGUUUUUAUGCUAGGUGACUAAUUUCAUGUAUCACAUACAAUACAGAUACAGCAAGCUGACAAAAAUGUCACGUCUCCAAGUGUACCUCUUUUGGAGGGACAGUCUCUCAUUUUGACCCAAGUCCCUCCGUCCCUCUUUGAUCCUUAAAUGUCCCUCUUUCUGACCUGACACUAAAGUGUCUGUA